Molecule: messenger RNA, 3274 nt
Organism: Rhinolophus ferrumequinum (greater horseshoe bat)
Lineage: Eukaryota; Metazoa; Chordata; Mammalia; Chiroptera; Rhinolophidae
Gene: REC8
Product: REC8 meiotic recombination protein
Exons: 18
Coding region: 1361-3199 (612 amino acids)
Biological process (GO): synaptonemal complex assembly; mitotic sister chromatid cohesion; replication-born double-strand break repair via sister chromatid exchange
Cellular component (GO): synaptonemal complex; cohesin complex
Molecular function (GO): protein binding; chromatin binding
Source: RefSeq, a predicted model, not a curated record
AAUCUCAAGAGCUCCCAGAUUGAAGGAGCAAAAUAAAAUAGGGUCAGCUCGGCUGCAAUAAGUGUUGAGUCUUAAAGAGGCAGAAGCAUGCCCUAGAGUCAAGGCUGGGAAGGGCAUCUAGACCAAAGAAAUGGCUGUGCAAAGGCAGGCGGCAUGGGGACAAAGGAUAUUUGUGACGAAUAUGGCUUAAUUUUACACAAAUAAUUGUUUGAGACAAACAUCUUUUGUAUGCUGAGAGUUACUGGCAAUGAUGUUGUACUUCGGUUCUGUGUCUCCUUGAAGGAAAGAAUUCAGUCAAGAGUUAGAGUGUAUGCAGCAUAGGACAGCAGGAAGUUUAUUAGUAAAAUCAAGUACACUCGGAGACAUGGAGCGGGCUGACCUAAGAGAGGGAAGCAGCCUCGCCUUACACUGUGUGAGGGUUUUUAUUCCUAAGGGUAGAACUGUGUCCCCUCUCCCUCGCCAGCAUCUCUCAUUCUCCCAGCGGGCGGUGCCUCCUACUCCCUUGUUGCUCCCAAGGUUGUCUGAGGCAUGACCCUGACGUCCCCUAGUGGUUGAAGUGUCCUUGUUACCAGGCUGGAUACAGAGAGGCUGAGAUCUGCUCCCUGCUCAUUGGUGGUCAGAGAAGCGCCUCCGAGGAAACCUUGUUACCAGAGGAGAGAACGAGAGCCUAUUGGUUAGGACACCUCACAAAAGCCCGUCAGCUCGCAGGGUUCUGCCAAUUGGUUCGCUCCUGCCUCGAGAGACCCCUGUUGCCUGGACCCCCCGCCGCCUGCUUGGCGCCUUGGAACGAGCACUGCCUCGCCUACCCCUGUUCCCAUUGGCUGUUUUGGGGCCCGCCAUCCUCUAACGAGGAGCGGGACGCCGAGCACCCGAGUGCUUGCUCACUGCGGUGGGCUCUCUUUCUGCGGGAGGGCGGCCUGGGGAGACUGCCGCUGCCCACGCGGAGUGCAAAGGCCCCAGAGCCAGGCAUCUCCGCGGAGGACAGCCGUUCCCCUCAGGACUUGCCUAGACCACUGCCCCGGCCUCUCCUCAGGCUCUCUGCAUCUCCGGCCUGCAUCCCGACCUGAAUCCAGUAAGUUCGAAGCACCCACGUGGCGAGGGAACAUUCAGGGCCGACGGAGAGGGGCGUCCCUGUAUAUCCAGUCUGCAUGUCCUUUUAUUAAUACUUGUCCCGUUCAUCGUUUAUCCACCAUGUGUUCAACGGUUCGUUUAUUUGGCAUUCUGGGUCCACCCGCAGCGUCCCCUGCCCAAAUCCUUGCUUCUCUCCGACGGAGCUGGGAAAUCCCUUGCCCUAAAGAAUAAGGAGUGAGAGCAGAACCGAGGAGUGGUGGAGACGGGAGAGUGAAACCCCAGAGGGACGAUGUUCUACUAUCCCAGCGUGCUUCAGCGCCACACUGGCUGCUUCGCCACUAUCUGGCUGGCAGCCACACGCGGCAGCCGGCUAGUGAAACGCGAAUACCUGAAGGUGAACGUGGUGAAGACCUGCGAGGAAAUCCUCAAUUACGUGCUGGUACGAGUGCAACCCCCGCAGGCCGGCCUGCCGCGGCCCCGCUUCUCGCUCUAUCUUUCAGCCCAGCUCCAGAUAGGCGUGGUCCGGGUCUACUCACAACAAUGCCAGUACCUCGUAGAGGACAUCCAGCACAUCCUGGAGCGUCUACACCGUGCCCAGCUGCAGAUCCGCAUAGAUAUGGUGGAGACUGACCUACCCAGCCUGCUGCUUCCUAGCCGCCUGGCCAUGAUGGAGACCCUGGAAGAUGCUCCAGACCCCUUUUUUGGGAUGAUGUCGGUGGAUCCCAGACUUCCCAGCCCCUUCGAUAUCCCUCAGAUUCGACACCUUUUGGAGGCUGUGACCCCAGAAAGAAUUCCUGAGGAGAUCCCUCCUGAAGUCCCUACAGAGCCUAGGAAACCAGACAGGGUCCUGGUCACUGCGCUGUCUCCUGAGGCCAUCACUCUCCGGGAGGCAGAGCCCAUACACAUACUGGAGAUUGAGGGUGAACGGGACCUCCCAGAGGUUAGCCGCCGAGACUUGGACCUGCUCAUUGCUGAGGAAGAUGAAGCCAUCUUGUUGGAGGAACGAGUGUCCAAGGAGGAGCCCCGGGCCCUGGAAGUGGAAAUUGCUGUUCCCCCGCUCUCACCUCCAGCUCUUGCACCGGUGGAAGGGGCAGCAGAACCACUUCCAGGUGAGGUCUUGGCCCCAGAGGAGCUGAAGCCAGCAGUCUGGGAGCCCGAGGCCCUGCUUGCUGAGGUGACGCCCCCGAAGGAGCUGCGUCUCCCGGCCCCACUCAGCCCAGAGCGGAAGAGGCCCCCUGUCUCCCCACCUGCUCGCCGUCCCCGCCGCCGCCGCCAGUUAUUGUUUUGGGACAAGGAGACUCAGAUCUCCCGGGAGAAUUUCCAGAAACAACUGCAACCCAGAGUUCACUGCUGGGAGUGUCCAAUGGUGCAGCCUCCUGAGAGGACCAUCAGAAGCCCCACGGAGCUGUUCCAAACCCCAACUUACCGUAAGAUGGUGGGAAUUGGCGUGUGGGAUCUUAGGACCCCGUAUUCCUUAGUGAUCCUUAUGUUUCAAACCCUGUCCCUGCUGCCACCUUGUCCCCACCCAGCUGGCUGGCUACCCCCAGAACUGCUGGCUUUCUGGACCCGCUGUGCCGAGCCACCCCCAAAAGCACUCAGGCGGAUGCCACCCCUGGAGCCCGAGGAGGUGGCAGCGGCUGAGGAGGAAAGGAGAAUGGCUGAAAUUCCGAGUGAUAUUGAGGUCCUGAGGGAGGCCCAGGAGCCCAGUGGGCCCCUCAUGGUGUCUUCAGAGCUCUCCCUAGAAGCAGCUGAGGAGGAGAAGUCUCGCACCAUCCUCGUUCCCCCGGAAGAGCGGUGGGCUUGGGCUGAGGCGGAGCAGCCAGAGGCCCCUGCAUUGCCCGUGGUGCCUGAACUCCCUGAGGUACCCAUGGAGAUGCCUUUGGAGCUGCCCCCCGAGCCUGAGCUACUCUCCCUUGAGGCCGUGCACAGGGCAGUGGCACUAGAGCUGCAGGCCAACAGGGAGCCAGAUUUCAACAGCCUGGUGUCACCUCUCAGCCCUCGCUGGAUGGCCGCCCGGGUCUUCUACCUGCUCCUGGUGCUCGCAAUGCAGCAGAUCCUUCGUAUUGAACAAGAGAAGCCAUACGGGCGCCUCCUGAUCCAGCCAGGGCCCCGAUUCCACUGCGGUUAGUCAACUGAGAAGGCUGACCGUGUCCUGCGUCACCAGACCCUGCCUGCCUCCUUUCUGAACAUGUAUCUCUAUCCU